UAUGGCAAUAGGCACAAGUUGCCUCCGUGACCAAACAGCUCUGGAGUUUUUCGCUCCUAUCCCGGAUUAGGGUUAACUCUUCCGACAAACAAGAUUUCUUAGGCGCCAACUGACUCAUUCAUUGCAAUUCCUUCUCAGUAGAGCAACAACUAACAGAAGAAGCAAUGGGUACCCAAACUAUUCCAAGCCAUGAACGCUCCAGAACAUAUUGGACACCAGUAAUGGAACGUUACUUCAUUGAUCUUAUGUUGGAGCAGCUUCACAGAGGAAACAGGAGUGGCCACACUUUCAACAAGCAGGCAUGGACGGACAUGCUUACAAUGUUUAAUACGAAAUUUGGAUCUCAGUACGAUAAAGACGUUUUGAAGAGUCGCUAUACAAAUUUGUGGAAGCAAUUCAAUGAUGUUAAGCAUCUAUUAGGUCAUGAUGGUUUUUCGUGGGACGAAGGUCGACAAAUGGUAAUCGCUGAUGAUCAUGUAUGGGACAUUUACAUCCAGGCGCAUCCAGAUGCACGAUCCUAUAAAACUAAAGCGGUACUGAAUUUUAGCGAUUUAUGUCUGAUAUAUGGUUACACUAAUGCUGAUGGAAGAUACAGUCGAUCGAGUCACGAUAUAGACUUUGAUGACGAAGUCCAAGCUGUAAAUACAGGUGAUGCCAUUGGUUGUGUUGCCCCUCCUGAUCGUCCAAGGACGGAUUGGACGCCCGAAAUGGAUCAGUAUUUCAUUGAGCUUAUGCUAGAUCAAGUAGGAAGAGGCAAUAAGGUGUCUAAUACAUUCAAUAAGCAAGCGUGGACGGAUAUGCUUGCAUUGUUUAAUGCUAAAUUUGGUCCUCAACAUGGUAAAAGGGUGUUACGACAUCGAUUUAAGAAAUUAUGGAAAUAUUACUGUGAUAUUAUGAAUCUACUUCAACAAAAUGGAUUUUGCUGGGAUGAAGUACAACAAAUGGUUGUGGCUGAUGAUGAUAUUUGGGAUGCUUAUGUCAAGACGCACCCGUUUGCACGAAGUUAUAGAACGAAAGAGUUGCCGAACUACUAUGACUUGGUUCUCAUAUAUGGGAACGUAAUUGACAGUGAGAACCAGAAUCAUUUGCAUCUAGAUAAGAACCUUCCCGACGAUAUAUCAGAGGUAAAGGGUGUUCAAACUCGAAGUGAAUUUUGUCAUAAAAGUAUUAUGCACCUGCAGGAGAAUCAAAUGCCAACUGUCAGCGACCGCACCCGAACAUAUUGGACGCCCCCAAUGGAUCGUUACCUCAUAGACUUGCUGCUUGAACAGGUGAAUAGGGGCAAUAAAAUAGGCCAAACGUUUGUAAGUCAUUCUUGGAUCGACAUGGUUACCGCUUUCAAUGCCCAAUUCAGAGCUCACCAUGACAAGGAUGUGUUGAAAAAUCGAUACAAACAUUUGAGACGGCUGUAUAAUGAAAUAAAGAUUCUUCUCGAACAGAGAGGAUUUUCAUGGGAUGAAAACCGUGAAAUUGUUACUGCUGACGACCAUGUUUGGGAUGCUUAUACUAAGGAUCACCCUGUUGCCCGAUCAUAUAGAGUUAAAACUGUACCAAGCUAUCACAAGUUGUGUUUUAUAUUUGGUGAAGAGAGUUCUGACAGAAGAUAUAGCCGUUUGGCCCAUGAUACCGAUCCGAGUAAUGAAGUGCCUGUUCUUAUGACUGAUGAAAGGAACAAUGAUCAAGUUCCUGCUGGACCUUCACCCAUGAUAGAUUGGACACCUCAGAUGGAUCGCGCUUUUAUCGAUCUUAUGCUUGAACAUUCGCAAGAAGGAAGUAUGUUCGGUCAAGCGUUUAGCGAGCAAGCAUGGAGUCACGUGAUUAUAUCAUUCAAUGAGAGGUUCAAACUUCAAUGUGGCCGAUCUGUUCUAGAAGAUCGUUAUGUCUGGUGGAUGAAGCAAUACGGCGAAAUCUACGAUCUUCUCAAUCACGGUGGGUUCAUGUGGAAUGAAUCUCAACAAUUGAUUACUGCUGAGGAUGAUCUCUGGGAAGCCUAUGGAAAGGAAUGCCCCAAUGCCCUCUUGUACAAAGACAAAUUCCUAGGCUACUAUACUGACUUGUGCAAGAUUUUCGGAAACGUAAUAGAUAAAGAAGUCAACAGUCGGUAUACAGGUGAAAUCGAUAAUGAAAAUAUGGAGAUAAAGAUGGAUGGAAAUGAACAACACCUACUCCUAACAACAAGAGAGUUCCAAAUUUCUCAGCAUAGAAAGCGUUCUUCCGAGAUGAUAUCAAUGGACACAGAGCUCUCGAAGAAAGUGCAUAGAACCGAGAACGACGUGCAGAAAGCUCUGUCCGAAAUGGCAGGUGUAGUCACUAGAUUGGUGAGCAUGAGACAGCACCAUAACUAUAAAGCAGGCGAAGGUGCCAUCGAUGCACUUCAGGCUAUACCCGACAUCGAUGAUGAACUUAUGUUGGAUGCCUGUGAUUUCUUAGAAGAUGAAAGGAAGGCAAAAACGUUUAUGGCUUUGGAUGCAACCCUGCGAAAGAAAUGGUUGCUAAGAAAGCUUCGUUCUCAAUAGAAAGCAUUGACAGGGAUCAACUCAUCACCCUUGCAGCAACUAGUAAGUAUUUUGUCAACUUUCUAGUAAGUUAUAUAUAUAUAAAAGAUAAAGUUAUGGUAUUUUGUGGUCAAGAUUAAAAAAAAUAUAGGAAAAAAAAAAUCAAUUUUGACCCCUAAACUUGUUGAUUUGUUUCAAUUUUUACCAUAGACAGUUUAAUUUUAUCAAAUUGUGCCUUAGACAAGUGUUUACA
This is a messenger RNA of Cucurbita pepo subsp. pepo (vegetable marrow), 2748 nucleotides long. Its product is annotated as Myb/SANT-like DNA-binding domain protein. The record is from RefSeq and is a predicted model, not a curated record. NCBI's taxonomy places the organism in Eukaryota, Viridiplantae, Streptophyta, Magnoliopsida, Cucurbitales, Cucurbitaceae.